Molecule: messenger RNA, 4976 nt
Organism: Anopheles coluzzii
Lineage: Eukaryota; Metazoa; Arthropoda; Insecta; Diptera; Culicidae
Exons: 2
Coding region: 1687-4113 (808 amino acids)
Cellular component (GO): extracellular region
Molecular function (GO): chitin binding
Source: RefSeq, a predicted model, not a curated record
CACAGUGUGUGAGAGGAGUCGGAGAAACUCACGUUUAUAUAUCCUGUUGCACUACCUUUUUUCCCGCGUGCCAUCGAGGUUCGAGGGUUGCGCCUGUGAGGGUGGCGGCGUUUGUUUGUUUGAGAAGAAUAUAGAGUUACUACUUUUGAAUGAUUUUGAUUAACGGUUCGCCGUGCUCGGCAUGAGGAGUGGGGAUGGACGGCUGUUUGCCCCGUCCUGGGGAGCGGUUGCUCCAGGCUGUUGAGGAACCUUCAAUACGUGAUUUGUGUACUUCCUGCGUGGGGUGUUUUGCUGCAAAGCGGCAGGAUGCUGCAAAUAAUGUUAUCCGCGUGUAAUGAGAUGUGCUUUUGAUUCACGUUUCAUGGGAAAGAAACAACAACAACAACAACGAAAAUAAAGGGUUUUCAACAUUAUUUUCCAUUGCUAAAAGCUUGUGUGGUACAAUUUUUCUUUCAGACUUCUUUCCCUGUCCGUUAUGUAUGGCAGCCAAGGGAUUGUACAGUAGACUGUACCUGCCAGCAUCCGUCGAACUCCGGUUGUCUGUGUGCGGUCACUUCAUGCUGCCAAUCGGGCGCAAAUGGGAAAGAUACCACCGGAGCCACCUUGCCGCAUUUGUGCUUUUGUGCACCGUCGGUGCUGUCUUUUGAAUUCAUGCUGCACCAUUUGCCUGCAGCCUCAGUCCGUGUUGUGGCGUGUGCGAGAGUCUGUGGUAUGCGGUGUUUUGCAUGGUGACAUUUUAUCUGUUUUUUUUGUUGUUGUUGUAGAAUGGAAUGCAAUAGAAUGGACAAUGUUUCGCGAGUGGAUUUUGCUCUUUCUGAGCUGAAGCUGCAGCGCUUAUUGUUGUGCGGCUGAUGCAACACACACACACACACUGCGCGGAACUGCAGCGCAAAGAUUUAUGGGCACCAGGCGGACGAUACAGCUGUGCUUAUGGUGCAUUCUUCUGGCGAGCAUUGGUGUGUCGUUAUCCCUCUUCCCGUUAUUGUUUUCAUUCGCAGUUGCUGAGUUUUUGCGAUGCCAUUUUUGCUUCUUGCUGCGUAGUUUUUGUACACGCUCUAACGCUAUCCAACGCACUUCCAACAGUCGCUAAAGAAGACGUUUACGGUCGGCCUACAUCUUGGAAAGUGCAUAGCAGGUCACGAUAAAUGGUCUAGACAACGUGAAAACAGUGAAAGUGUGACCGACGUGAAAGCGGCCAAGACGAAAUGUUGCCUCCACACACACACACAUACGCACACACCGUUCGAAGAUGUGAUAAUGUGAUAGGCAAACAAGAUGGCUCAACAAUUCUCAACCUCCCGGUGACUCGUGACUUUGGUCGCAGUUCGAUGCCGUUCUCACCGGUGUCUUUUGCUGGCACGCCAAUCGCAUCGUUUGUUUGUCUCGCACACUCGAUCGGGCGUAUAAUUGCUUUCUUCACUUGGCACCAGCGUGCGAGGGAAUACGCGCAGAAGUCGUUGCGGCUGUUCCGGCGGUGGUCAAUAUCAGUGCGACCGCAGAACGCGUCCGGUAAGGUCACAAAAGACCACAAGAGAACGGAUUUUUUUUUGCGGCUAAAGUAAAGAGAAUGAUUGUGAGGUGAAAGGAAGUGGAAUACGCAAACAACGAACCCAAAAGUGUUUGAACAGUGAUCGAUCCAUCUAUUUUUGCAAAAGAUUGGUUGUUGGAUGUGAUUAGUGGUAAAAAAUGGCUCAAUUGCACUCUUUUUAUGUGCUAGUGCUUGUAUUCCAUGCAUUGCUAGCCGGAGCGCAACAGUUUACCGUCCAGGAGGAAGGAUGCCCGAAAGCAACCCGCCCACAUAUGACACGCUGCGAUCAGUACUAUCGCUGCACUGUGCUGUCAAAGGAUGCCCACGUAUGGGUUGCGACCCAGUGCCAGAAGGGUCUCGUAUAUCUGCACAAGCUUGGCACGUGUGUCGUACCGGAUAACGAUUGGGAGUGUGAUCUAUCGGCGGAGAGUGAACGAAAUCACAGUGACGAGAAUGUGUACGGAAUAGAUAAUCUUAACGUUCCUGGACUAGCGUCAAACUCUGCCAACUCUGGCAGUGAGGAACAAUCGGAGGAAACUCAGACAUCCAGAACAUCGAAAGAAGAUCGCACCAAAUCGAAUGGAUCGUUCCAGAUGGAUCAGAAUGAUCUUGAAUCAAGCGGCGAUGGAAGUGGGGAACGUGAUGAAAUUCAAACGAUCACUCCACUCAUCACAACCACCACUGCCAGCACUAAAGCUUCAGGUCGUGUAACAACAUCAACAGAGAGGACAUCUGGAAGCUUGAACGCUUCACAGCUCGAUUCAUUUCUAGCAUACUACGACACGCAGAACGCGCUAAAGCUUAAUGCCAAACCGUCCCCACCGAAGAUGAAUGAGCAGAACUAUCUGGACCAACUGAAGCAGAUAGUGAGCCAGCAGAAGCAGCUCAAUGAAAUGGCGCGAAUUCCAAGCAACGAGCUCUACUUUUCAAACCAACCGGCUAUUCCAGUGCAAGAGCUUAUUAAAAAGAAGGAACCCGAAACGGAGGACACUUUAUCGAAACUAAAUCUCUCCCCGGGAAUGCAGGAGAUCAUCAAGAGCAUUUUGGACAUCUCGCAAAAAGCGAUUGCGAAUCAAAAGCAAGCCCCAGCUGCUCCAGUAGCAACUCCACAAGCAAAAGAACCAAUCGUGAAGCCGAUACUGAUACCGAUCUCGGUUAACCCCGUUCCUGUGCCGAAUGUGCCGCAAGCGCCAACAACUACAGAGCAACCGCUCAAAGCCAGCUUUCCGUCGAACUAUAAUCCAACCACGCUCGGGUCGAGUUCAUCUAAUUGGGAUCAUGGCGCAAUGCCACACAAUGCCUUAAGAACAAACGACACUAAUGAGCCACAGAUGUUUCACAGCUUCCCACCGCAGCAAGUACUUUACGAUGCCUACGGGAAUAGCUUCGUGCCAAAGGAUGCUUACCAGCCGGUGCGGGCAAGCUAUCCAUCUCCAACCUACCACUCGUAUCUUAAUCCAACGCCCCAGCAAUCAUCGAUGCUGAUAAAUGACUUUCCCGCGGGCUCAUAUUAUUCCACCAAUUCCCGACCCUCCUUAAGGAUUCCUCCUUCCCGGUUCAGUGAACCGCUGUCAUACCUGCACCGUUUAAGGCCAGCGUUCCAGCGCAUCAAUUCACCAGUUAGCGAUUAUGAUGAUAGCGUCGAUGACGGGUACGAUCGGCUCAAGACACCCGGGUCAAUUGAAUCGAUUGAAGCUGACGGUAACGAUGAUUUGGAAAAGGAUCUCCCACUUCCCGCCAACCGGCAGACGGACGGGGAGCAGGAUGACAGCUCGCAGGAAGAUGACGACCACCCGACCAGUGCCGAUACGACGUACAAGCGCAAGCUGUUCACGCUCGGCGACGCGACGUUCGAUUACGAGCAGUACAAGGACAGCAUGCUGCCGCUGGUCGAUGCCAACCCGAACGAUGAGCGUAUCUCGGUCGUGCUGUGCAUGGUCGGCAGCCGGCAGCCGAACAAUACCGACUGCUUCCGCUAUUACAUCUGCAACCCGCACAACGGUGCGUUCCAAUCGUACACCUGUCCACCGUUGACGGCAUUUAACAAGAACUCUCGCAUGUGUGAUUUAAGCUCGUACAAACCGUGCCAGAAGGCGAUGGCACCGCCGGCCCUGCACCGGCCACUGCUGCGAACGCACAAGCCGGUGUCGGCAGCCGGCAGCCGGCAGCAGGUCGACCAGAUCAAGCACGAGCUGCGGAAGGCACAGAAGUACGUGGAAAUGAUACGGCUCGAGGCGAACAGGUUGCGGCGCCGGAAUGGUGCAUCGUCACCGUCGUCAUCUUCGGGGGAGAAAGUUAUCUUACUGCCCUCGCCGGCUGACCACCGUGGUCCGACGGCGCCCUCGAAAGGGCAGCUGCGAAAGGAGUCGCCGGUUAAAAAGAAAGCGUCCACGGCAAAGCAGCCGGCGCGCAAGGUACCGCGCUGCCGGCUGGAGGGUCGUAUGCCGGACCCGAUGGACAAGAGCAACUACUACGUCUGCCACCGGAAGAGCCCGAACAAGUUCAUCAAGCUUAAGAUGGCUUGCCCGGCCGAUCUGCUGUACUGUGCCGAUACGCAGUACUGCACACUGCGCACCAACUGCUGAGGGAGAUGCAUUGGGGGGGUACACUGAAGGAGGGGGACAUUGCUUAUUCUACAUCGAUUAUUUAUUCAACACCCAGGGGUUAGACGAGCUGUCUGAGAUGUUAUGUACAUGUGUAAGCCGCUGCAAAAGCGUCCGUUAAAUACAUUGAAGAUAGGGAAAUGGUUGACUGAAUGCUUGCGCUUUAUGUAGUUUCUAGAUAUCACACCGUCUCUCUUUGUCCUGCCCAUGUGUCGUAGCGUGUUUGUGUUCGAGGGCGUGCCACAGUGAAAUAAAAAUGCUUGAAAGCAUUCUCCAACAAUGCUCAUCUCGUUUUUUGUGCAUUCCCACAGCUUUCAAUACAGCUUGGCCAGUUAUUUUUACUAUGCUGUGCUAUUUUUCUCUUUUCACUGCAAAAAUGUCAUAAACACACGCUAGCUACGGGGAAAGGUGGAAAGCGGCAGAAACAGUGCCCGACAAACCCUCGGAGCCGACAUACCAUUGUCAGCUAACGCGUGGUAACCGGUGGAAGUAACGACAACACAGUGGAAAACAAUCCACCGAACCGACACUGGGAUGCAGCGGGCUUGAUGGUGCUGCUGCUGCUGCUCUUCUCGGUGCAGAUUGCAAAUGCCACUCGUGCUCGCAGAGUGGAAGCUGGGAGUUCCUUGCUCCCUUACCUCGGUUCCAAGCCCACCGGUACGGUAUGAGUCGUUAUUUUAUAGGCCUUGCUGGCAUUCUAGUGGAAGCUGGACGGUGGCACAGUGAACACGCUGCGCGGCCCGAGGUAUAAAUAAAGCAUAUUUAAAAUUAAAUGUAUAUUCCCGGGACAGUGCGCAUUCAGCACCAGCUAGCAGGCAGGCGGGAGGAGGGCUACGAGCUGAAAA